AUGCUACUAUGGACAUCUACAUCACCUUCAACAUUUGGAUAUGUCUACCCAGCAAUAUUCUUCUUGGCAUUAGGUGCAAGAGGUCAAAAGCUUUCAGAAAAUUUUCUUGAAUAUCAGUUGCGAGAGAAAAUUGAAGCACAAAAGGAAAACGCACCAGAACAUGGAAGCACGCAAAGGAAAGAAGAGGAAAACAAGGUGGAUAUAAUGCGUAAUAUAAUCUGGUUAUUGGCUUCAAAGAUUGUUGGAUAUAUCGUAACACUGUCUAUUGUCAAUACGUUUGAUGAUGAAACGUACGGAUUCCGUUUCAGACUUGCGGCACUUCUCAUGGGAGGGAUUUUUCUGUUAUUCCUCAUGGGUUAUGUGUGGUAUAGCCGCGAAUUAUUGACCGUUGAAAGCAAUCUACGCAAGAUCUAUAGAAUCUGCAAGGCAGCGUUUGGGAAACGCAAAUCAAAGUAUCCAACCUCACCGAGUUGUUAUCAUUGGAAAGGUUAUAAGCAAGGGCAUUUGUAUGAACGUGGCAAAGGUAAAGGACUAAGGUUAUUGCCUCGAGUUCCGCGACUAUUCAGGUGGUUGGACAAAGCAGCUAUAGUUGAAGUUGAAGGAGAAGAGUGUGGUGAUCACGAAGUGCAAGAAAAGAAUGGUAACCUUUGCAUGGUAAAGGAAGUGAGGGAAGUGAAGAGCCUUGUUCCUAUGAUCUACCUUGGCUUUACUUUUUCUGCUUAUAGUUUACUUAUGGCCACUGGGAACACUUUCUUUGUUGCACAAGCCAGCAUCAUGAAACCAGUUAUUACAAAAAGUAAUAGUAAUGAUAUCUCUAUUCUCUUUGUUAUCAAGACCAGCGUGAAAGCUGUUUUAGGAUCAAUCUGCAUUACUAUUAUCAAGACUUGUGAAUUUCGAAGCUCGAAAAAAUCGAAAAGAAAAGCAGGCACAAUUAUAAGGAUUGGUUUGGGCCUGGUUUGUGCGGUAAUUUGUAGUCUCGUGGCAUGGAAAGUUGAGAUACAUAGGUUGUCGAUAAACAAGGAGGGACAUUUUAAACACGCUGGUGGAAACACGACAAGGGCUUUGGUUCCACAAUUCUCGUUGUUAGGAAUGACGGAGGGAUUUGUUGAUGGUGGAUUAUCGAGUUUAUACCGUGACCAAGUAGCUGAAUCAUUGGGAAGUUUUGAGGAAUCUUUUAGUGGGUUAUUUAUUGGUAGUGGCAAACUCUUGAUUAUACCACUUGUAUUAAUUAUACGUAGCUGGUUCAAGGAAACUGUCAACACUAGUCGUUUGGAUCUGUACUAUCUGUUUAUGGCAAUAUUGAACGCUGUGUUCCUUCUAGUUUUUGCAUACUACUCCUCCAGAUAUGCCUACAAGGAAGAAUUUCCCAAGGAAGAUCCACCAUACUCUGAGGAAAGCUCGGCAAAUCAAGAACUAGCGGAGGUCACAGCGAAUCAAAUUUCGGAAAAAGAUCUUCAAGAAGAAUGUGAUGGAAAGAGGUAUGUCUCUGAGUCGACUCGAGGUGAGAUUAGUGAGAAUCAAUUCCCACCAGCCAAGGCCACACGCAACUUUACUUAUUAAGGUUGCAUCAAACAAUGUUUUAAGGAGUUUCUACCACCAGUAGAUAUGACAUUAUUAAUUUUUUAUGCAUAAUAUGGUAGAUAGGGAUAACACCCUAUAACUA
Cajanus cajan (pigeon pea) is the source of this 1663-nucleotide messenger RNA. The record is from RefSeq and is a predicted model, not a curated record. Lineage: Eukaryota; Viridiplantae; Streptophyta; Magnoliopsida; Fabales; Fabaceae.